AUGGGAAAUCAAAGCACAGUGGCAGACUUUAUCCUCCUUGGUUUCCCACCCAUUUGGGAAAUGAAUAUCACUUUGUUUAUAGUCGUCCUUCUGCUCUACAUUUUGUCCAUUGCAGGCAAUGGUCUCAUCAUUGUCAUGGUGAGGGUUGACCGUCGGCUCCAGAAACCUAUGUAUUUCUUCCUUAGCAACCUCUCUUUCCUUGAGAUGUGGUAUACCACUGCUGUUGUCCCCAAGAUGUUGGCCAACCUUCUCUCAGCAAAGACCACCAUCUGUUUCUACUGCUGCAUGGCACAGUCAUACUUCCACUUCCUGUUUGGCAUCACAGAGUUUUAUAUCCUCACUGUCAUGUCUUUUGACAGAUACUUAGCCAUCUGCCAACCACUGAGGUACACAAGCAUCAUGACUACCAGUGUUUGUCUUCAGCUUGCGUUGACUGCCUGGUUUGGGGGCUUUUGCACCAUCAUUUUGCAGACAGUAUUGGUAGUGAGGCUUCCCUUCUGCCACUCUAACAUUGUCAACCAUUAUUAUUGUGACAUUGGGCCAAUGUUGAAAAUUGCAGGUGGUGACACACAUCUCAUUGAAGCUCUUGGUUUUCUGAUUGCAGUGGCUGUUAUACUGACCUCUCUACUCUUAACAAUGGUGUCUUAUGUCUUCAUUAUCUCCACAAUUCUCCGCAUCCCUUCAACCAGUGGACAGCAGAAAGCCUUCUCCACCUGUGCCUCUCACCUGAUUGUGGUCAGCAUUUUGUAUGGGGCAGUCCUUUUCAUAUACUUACGACCUUCUGCUGCGCACUCUUCAUUCAGCCUCAACAAAGCCAUCUCUGUGCUCAACACUGUGAUUACCCCUGUGCUCAAUCCUUUCAUAUACACCAUCAGGAACAAUGAAGUCAAGGAGGCUUUAUGGAAAGCUUUAGGAAGGAAGCUUAUUUUGGGGGUGCUUGGUAAUCAUGAACUGUGUUGA
Elgaria multicarinata webbii is the source of this 960-nucleotide messenger RNA. RefSeq names its product olfactory receptor 6X1-like. NCBI's taxonomy places the organism in Eukaryota, Metazoa, Chordata, Lepidosauria, Squamata, Anguidae. The coding region runs from base 1 to 960 and encodes 319 amino acids. Gene Ontology annotation, molecular function: G protein-coupled receptor activity; olfactory receptor activity. Gene Ontology annotation, biological process: G protein-coupled receptor signaling pathway. Gene Ontology annotation, cellular component: membrane. The transcript is spliced from 3 exons. The record is from RefSeq and is a predicted model, not a curated record.